AUGUAUUCCCGAAUCAUUCUCUCUACUUUGUCGAUGAUUACUCUAGUUGCUGCUCAUGGCAAAGUCUCCGUCCUUACUGGUGAUCUCGGUGGUAACGGCACUGCUCUGGGUAUCAGAGGCGCAGUUGUCCCCGGAGCUGGUCCCAACUACCUGACCGAAGUGGACACAACUAUCUUCUGGUCCAAGGACAUCCACACCGACGAUGAUCUUGGCUAUACCGAUGAGGCUGGUAACAACCAGCUUAGUGACCUCAGCAAGGCUAUGUCUCAGUCUGGCAAUACCCUACCGCAGGUUAGCAGUGGUGGCUCUGUUAAUGGUACCUACCAUAUUGUCACCACGGACGGGGCUGGUCCCCUGGAGGCUCUCGUCGACGAGUCUGCCAGCGGCAAGUGGUCUAAGGCCAAGUCUGCUACCGUUACUGUUCAACCCCCUGGCGAUGACGGUUACAUUGCCGCUCCCAAGGAGAGCGGUACCAGCAAUAACAAGCGUAGCCGUGUGUAUGGAAAGCUCAGCAAACGUGCCGAGAACGUCAAUGAGGACUAUCCUUUCGCCGUUGAGAUUCCUUCAGGGACCUCCUGUACUGGCACCAUCAAUGGUAUCAGCAACCUCUGCUUGGUAAAGGUUUCUAAUAACAACGACAACGGUCCAUUCGGCUCUGUCUUUGCUGUGCAGAUGCCCAACUCUACAACUUCUAGUACUUCGAGCUCUGCCAGUGCUGCGGUAAAGAAAUGCUGA
This is a messenger RNA of Talaromyces atroroseus, 735 nucleotides long. RefSeq lists its product as hypothetical. Lineage: Eukaryota; Fungi; Ascomycota; Eurotiomycetes; Eurotiales; Trichocomaceae. The coding region runs from base 1 to 735 and encodes 244 amino acids. The transcript has 2 exons. The record is from RefSeq and is a predicted model, not a curated record.